UUCCUCUGUGCUAAAAGUUACUAGCUUUGUGUUAUUUCCGUACAAAGAGAUGCAUGUUUUCCAUCAGCACAAAAACACUACAGCCUUUGGUCUAACACUCAUCUCUUAACUCGGUGUGGUGUUGUGCUCCUGUGAAGGCUGCUCCUCCUCUGAAGGCUGUUGCUCCUCUGAAAUAGCUCCAUAAAGAUGGCGGAGGACGAGAAGAGCAGCGAGCCUGUGAAAGAGAAAAACGAGCUGCAAAUCAUGAAGGAGCUCGUGGAUGAGAUGUAUAACUACAGAGAUUGUUACUUUGAGACUCACAGUGUGGAGGAGGCUGGAAGGAAACAGCAGGAUGUCGCACAGGAGAUGGAAAAGACGCUGAAGAAGCUGGAGGAGAAAGAAGAGCGAUUUAAACACAAAGCAGAGUUCCUGCUGCAGAAGGGCAGGUGUCUGAACGUAGCUCCUGAUUUCAGCACCGUAGCAGAAGAGUGCCUUUCCCGGGCCGUGAAGCUGGAACCCGGCCUGGUCGAGGGCUGGAACACGCUGGGGGAGCAGUACUGGAAAAAAGGAGAUCUUACUGGUGCCAAGAACUGCUUCACUGGUGCCUUGCAACAGAGCAAGAACAAAGUUUCUCUGCGCAACCUGUCCAUGGUGCUGAGGCAGCUGCCGGCAGCGAACAGCGAUGCACACGGCAAGCAGGUGCUGGAGAGUGUGGACAUGGCCCGAAAUGCUGUCCAGCUUGACGUCACUGAUGGGACGUCCUGGUAUAUCCUGGGAAAUGCUUACGUGUCGCUGUUUUUCACCUGUGGACAGAAUCCACAGCUGUCUCAACAAGCUCUAAGUGCCUAUGCACAGUCUGAGAAGGUGGACAGAGCCGCGUCUUGUUACCCGGAGCUGCAUUUCAACCGGGCCACGCUGUUCCAGUACGAGGAGAUGUACGGUUCGGCGCUCGGCGGCUACAGCCGAGCGGCAGCACUCGACCCGGGCUGGGAGGAGCCUCCGGAGAGGGAGAGGCAGCUGCUGGAGUACCUGGGGAAAGUCACAGAACUCAUACAGAACAAGGGGAAGGUGAAGGCGCGUCGGUUACGGACGAUGCUCUCUAACCUCAACACGUCGGCUCUGGGUCCCUGCUCCUCCCCUCAGUUUCGUUCUCCGACGGGCCGCGUGGGCAGCCUGGAGCCCCGAACUCUGUCGUCCCUCACGCACGGCCACAACGCCGGGGUGGCCGCCCUGGGCAAGGUGGUGUUCAGUCUGGCCUCGGAGGGUCGCAUGGCUUUUACAUUCGGCAUGGUGGACAGCGAGGAGACAUGCAUAGUGGUGAUGGUGUACAACACGGCAGACAGCUGGGGCGUCCUCAUAGGAGACACUGUAGUCAUUCCUGAACCUCAGGUCAAACGACACAGUAUAACACAUAAAGAUAAGUCGUUUGACUUCAAAAGUAUUCGAGUGGACUCUCCUCUGCUCACUAUUGUGAACGGCAAAAGACAAAAUGCCCAAAGUCAAAUCGCUGCCUCUGUCAGCUACAAGCCUCAGAGCGAAUGAGCACGAAGCAAAGAGGACCAAGCUUGGAUGCUGGAUGUGGAAGAAGAGUAUGGAUAAUUUUUUGGGUGUAUGAAGAUUCCAAAGUUUGUGCCUGUUUCAUUUUGUUUUGUACAUACUGGUCUACAUGUUACAUUGUCUUUAGAGACACAGUUUGUUAAUAUUUAUAAAUAAUUCCUUCUUUUUUUAAAAAAAAUUCUGUUGUUGUGUGAGCGAAAUGAGUUAUUUUGUAAAUGAUGAACAAACCUGUGAUGACUUCAGUUUAGCCAGAGAAAAGAAAAAAAUCCUCUUAUACCUCAAAUGGUGCUGUGUCGAUUCUCAAAGUGAGGUUUGGAGGGAGAGAAAAAAAUGUUUAAAUUCAUAGUUUUGGUGUUUUAUUCAUUCAACAAUCAGCAAAAUGGACGAAAUGUUUAAGGACUAUUUCUAUCAAACGUCUCUUUUUUUUCCUUCACUGGUGCAAAAGACGUUGUCGGAUGUUUGUGGUCUCAAACAACUUGUUGUGCUGCGUAUUCAACACACUGUUUAAAAUUGUACAGUAUUUAUGAUUUCCUUUCAGUAAGUCUUAACGCAAUCAUUCCUGAUCACAUCCAGAGACAGGAAUGACUUUAUGGGCCUUUUUACACAGCAGACAUGUUGACACGUCAUAUUAGGAGAAGUGCAGGUGUUACUAAUGACAUUAACAAUGUCUCCUUAUAUUAAAGUAUCUGAAUGAAGAAAAGUAAAUUCUGCCAUCAUUAAUUUUUACUACUUACAUCUGCACUUUUCCUACUGUUGCAUGUUAAAAGGUCCUCUGUGAAAAAGGUUACCAGGUGUUACUGUUGUUUUUAAAACAAAACAAAUCUGUACAAAAGACACUUUCUGUUGCGGUUUGGGUUAACAAGCUUCUUUGGUUGUUUGCUGUGAAGUAGCAAAAUUCACAUUACACACAAUAUCCAAUCCACCCUUCACUGUUUCUCCUGCUAUCUGCAAUCAACAGCCCAGAUUGCUGCAAAUCUGUCAAUUUAAACUUGUUCUGCUGUUUACAAUGCUGCAAAUCAAAUUACAACCUAUAUUUAGUGAGUUCAGUAACAUGUACAGUAUUUACCAUGUAAGGAAAAUGUGAUUU
Molecule: messenger RNA, 2623 nt
Organism: Scomber scombrus (Atlantic mackerel)
Lineage: Eukaryota; Metazoa; Chordata; Actinopteri; Scombriformes; Scombridae
Gene: ttc5
Product: tetratricopeptide repeat domain 5
Exons: 9
Coding region: 187-1521 (444 amino acids)
Molecular function (GO): protein binding
Source: RefSeq, a predicted model, not a curated record